AUGAACAAAGUUUUGAAAUCUCAUAAACACAAUAUCUCCGAUAUAAAUGAACUUCAAGCUACAUUAAAUAGUAAAGCUGAAAAGAACCAUACACAUGAAUCCUUCACUACUGUUAGAGCAGACGACAUAAUAUUGAACUAUACCCUUGGUUCAAGUGCACCUUUAGAGAAUCCAAGUACAAGCGUAAAAGAUACACUAAACUCCUUAAAUAACAGAUGUAUGAACAUUGAAGGUCAUGUCAGAAACUUUGAAACACAUGAACUACCAGCAAUGUUAGAUAAGAAAGCAGAUAAAGAACAUACACAUAACUCCUUCUCAACUGUUGCUAUAGAAAGUAUUGAAGGAACGGUUGACGGAACUGAUGGGGAUGCAUUAUAUUGUAAACCUCCUAACUUUCCACAAGGUUUAACAUCGAAUGAAAACAUAACAACAAAGAAAAACAUUAGAUGUAAAAAUGUUUAUGUCAUGAAGGAUGAAAAUAAUAUUAAAUUCACUGCUCAAGAUUUAUAUGAUAAGAAAGCAGACAAAACAGAGCUUCAAACAUUAAAGACUGAAAUACUUCAAACAUUAUAUCCUAUAGGCUCUAUUUAUACAUCAAUGAACUCAACAAAUCCAGCAACAGUUCUGGGUUUUGGUUCAUGGAAGCAGAUUGUAGAUAAAUUCUUAUACUGUGCUAGAUAUUCAAAACAAGCCGGUGGUUCGAAGAAAAUUAAAGAAGCAAACCUUCCACCGCACACUCAUACAGGAACUACAAACUUUUCUGGCGACCAUAGCCACUCAUUAAGAGACCACCCAUUAUACAACUCAGAGUAUGAAGCUGGCAAUGAUGUUUUAUCUCCAUCUUAUAACAAUGCAGCAAAAAAGAUUUUUCGACAAACUGAACCAGGAGGAAAUCAUACACAUACUUUCACAACAAAUCCAACAGGCUCGGGUGCAGAUUAUAUGCCACCAUUUAUGACUGUAUUCGCAUGGUACCGCGUUCAAUGA
This is a messenger RNA of Trichomonas vaginalis G3, 987 nucleotides long. RefSeq names its product keratin-associated protein family. The transcript has a single exon. Lineage: Eukaryota; Parabasalia; Trichomonadida; Trichomonadidae. The coding region runs from base 1 to 987 and encodes 328 amino acids. The record is from RefSeq and is a predicted model, not a curated record.